Molecule: messenger RNA, 1174 nt
Organism: Pungitius pungitius (ninespine stickleback)
Lineage: Eukaryota; Metazoa; Chordata; Actinopteri; Perciformes; Gasterosteidae
Product: cytochrome c oxidase subunit 7A2, mitochondrial-like
Exons: 3
Coding region: 769-1023 (84 amino acids)
Biological process (GO): mitochondrial electron transport, cytochrome c to oxygen; mitochondrial respirasome assembly; regulation of oxidative phosphorylation
Source: RefSeq, a predicted model, not a curated record
CGGCUCGUAUUAUGCGUUAAACAUAUUCCGGGUAUUACGCCGUUAUUACGGCGUAAAUGCGCGUUUAUUUUCACAUGAAGAGUAACGGUACUUAACGAGCUCCACUUGUUUUAAUAGCUUUGCUUAUUUAACCUAAAGCUAGAUGUUAAGAGCGUGUCGUAAUUAGACCUAUUUCCUUUAAGAUGUUCUACGUAGUUUACUCGUUGUCCCCGUAGAUCCCGUUUGCCCUUUUUGACGCGAAGCUGUCGUUACGUCAUCAGUUAAACGACAGGUCGAGCGAUCACGCAAGUGAGCUGGAAGGUUGUGACGUCACGGACGAAGUACGACAGCCGGCAAGGUCACGGGAUUUUCGUUUCGUUUAAACCAGCAAAUGGAAGCACCUGUUAAGUGGUCACCUGUAACAGGUGCUUCCAUUUGCUGGUUUAAACAGGUGCUCACCUGUAACAGGUGCUUCCAUUUGCUGGUUUAAACGAAACGAACAUCCCGUGACCCUCUUCGAACACGUUCCUUUCAAACAGGUGCAACACGGGAGGUCGCCCGCCAGGUGUCGCCAUGGUUUCUAUUUAAAGGCUAAACUGUUUUCAGCACAGGUGGUCAAAGUGUUGUAGAAUGUGGAAUUUCAGUCCUAGUUGAAGUCCAUACAAGCUUUGCCAAUGUAGCGUCAAGUAAUUACACAGCAUCGUGGCUCAUAUCACAUACUGCUCCAGUGUCAGUGAUUUUUCCCCCUUAUCCACUGUCCACUACACCGUCUGAACCGCCAAGUCCUCCAUGAAGUGUUUGUACCAACAGGGGCUCCGGCAGCUUUCCAGGCGCAGCGUUACCAGCAGUGCCAACAGGCAGAUGGAGAACUCCGUGAAGGAAAAACAAAAACUAUUUCAGGAGCAGAACGGUCUACCCGUCCAUCUUAAAGGCGGCACGGGGGACGCUCUGCUCUACAGAGCCACCAUGGCGCUCACUGUGUUCGGGGCUUCGUAUGUGGUGUUUGAGCUCUUCAGCGCAGCAAUGCCCAAGAAGCCACACUGAGAGGGGAUUGGACUUAAUUCAUCUGAUGCAACGACCAUCGCAUCAUGAACGUAAUUCAUAAACUCUGGGAGUCCGAUGAAUCGUAUGUUUCAUGUUGGAAAUCUAUUUGUAAAAAUAACGGGCUGCAAAUAAAAAAAAAAAUUAAAAAAAA